AUGUUUGCUAGUUCUUCCCGGGGGGGUCCGGCCCCCAAGGGCCGGGGGGCCACUGGAGGAGGGGGCAAAUACAGCCUGGAGGAGCUCUACGGCCUGAACAAAAAGAGCAAGACGCGUGGGGGGGACGGCGUCCAGCGACGAAGCCCCAAGAGGCAGGGGCUCCCUCUGGGCUCGGACGGGGAGGCCGUGUUUUCUCCCCAGGGAGUGGAGGCCACCAGGUGCUGCCUGGAGAAGCGUCGGAUGGAGAGCUACCUUAUGGAGGCCGGGAUGACGGUGGAGGAAGCCAAGAGGAGCCAGACCAGCAUGAGACACAGGAAUCUCGGGAAGUCGGGUCUGCGAGUCUCUUGUCUUGGCCUCGGUACCUGGGUGACAUUUGGGUCCCAGAUCUCAGAUGAGGUGGCGGAGAGCGUGCUCACCAUCGCUUACGAAAACGGGGUCAACCUCUUUGACACGGCCGAAGUCUACGCCUCUGGGCUAAAAGGGUCCCUGCAGAGGCUUCAGCUGGGAUACGUCGACAUCGUCUUCGCUAACCGGAUGGAUGCUAACAGCCCCAUGGAAGAGAUCGUCCGAGCCAUGACGUACGUCAUCAACCAAGGCAUGGCUAUGUACUGGGGGACCUCUCGCUGGAGCGCCAUGGAGAUUAUGGAAGCCUACUCGGUAGCCCGUCAGUUCAACCUCAUCCCUCCCGUGUGCGAACAAGCGGAAUAUCACAUGUUCCAGAGGGAAAAGGUGGAGACCCAGCUUCCAGAAUUGUAUCACAAGAUCGGAGUAGGCGCCAUAACUUGGUCUCCGCUGGCCUGUGGACUCAUCACGGGGAAAUAUGAGGAGCGAGUGCCAGAAAACUGCCGGGCUUCCAUGAAGGGCUACCACUGGCUGAAGGAGAAGGUGCAGAGCGAAGACGGGAAGAAGCAGCAAAGCAAGGUGAAAGCGCUCCAGCCCAUCGCUGAACGCCUGGGCUGCACGGUGGCGCAGCUGGCCAUUGCCUGGUGUCUCCGCUCGGAAGGGGUCAGCUCCGUGCUCCUGGGGGUCUCCAGUGCCGAGCAGCUGAUUGAGAACCUGGGAUCAAUUCAGGUCCUAACCCAGCUGACCCCUCAAGUCAUCCAGGAAAUAGACGCGGUCCUGGGGAACAAGCCCAACGCCAAGAAGGAGUCCCGGGCGUAG
This is a messenger RNA of Protobothrops mucrosquamatus (brown spotted pit viper), 1161 nucleotides long. Its product is annotated as voltage-gated potassium channel subunit beta-3. Gene Ontology annotation, molecular function: potassium channel regulator activity; transmembrane transporter binding; voltage-gated potassium channel activity. The record is from RefSeq and is a predicted model, not a curated record. Bases 1 to 1161 code for a protein of 386 amino acids. The transcript is spliced from 11 exons. Gene Ontology annotation, cellular component: voltage-gated potassium channel complex; membrane; cytoplasm. Gene Ontology annotation, biological process: potassium ion transport; regulation of potassium ion transmembrane transport. Lineage: Eukaryota; Metazoa; Chordata; Lepidosauria; Squamata; Viperidae.